AUGUCUUUCCCAUCUCACUACACCCGGGCCGCCUUCAAAGAGGCUGGUGGGAAACUCAUCAUCGAAGAGGUCGAGUUGACCCCGCCGGGUCCUGGUGAGGUCCUCGUGAAGGUCGAGGCGUGCGGUGUCUGCUUCUCCGACACCGCUGCCCAGACGUUUGGCAUGGGUGGUAAAUUCCCGAUUACACCAGGCCAUGAGAUUAUUGGAAAUGUGGUCGCCACAGGCGAUGGUGUCAAGGACUGGAAAGUCGGCGAUCGUAUUGGUGGAGGCUGGCACGGAGGCCACGAUGAAGAAAGCAUGAGGUGGAGGGGAAAGCUGACCUUUACAGGUUCUUGCGGUUCGUGUCGCAAGGGCCACUACCAAAUGUGCGAGAGCCAGGACAUCAAUGGCUUGACAAAGAAUGGUGGAUAUGCUCAAUAUGUUAUUCUCCGCGCCGAGGCGGGCGUGGCAGUCCCUGCUCACGUCCCAGCCGCGGAAUACGCCCCAAUUCUCUGCGCGGGCCUGACAGUCUUCAACUCAAUGCGGCAAAUGGCCGUCAAACCUGGCUCUACAGUUGCUAUCCAGGGACUUGGCGGUCUCGGCCAUCUCGCCAUCCAGUACGCGAACCGGUUUGGUUACCGCGUCGUCGCUAUCUCUCGUGACGAUCAGAAGGAAAAGUUUGUACGAGAUCUCGGUGCCCAUGAGUACAUCAACACCAGCAAAGAAGAGGUUGGACCCGCGCUUCAGAAGCUGGGAGGCGCUUCUUUGAUUGUAGCCACCGCGCCCAACGCUAAGGCGAUUUCUCCGCUGCUGCAAGGUCUUGGACCUCUCGGAAAGCUCCUGAUUCUUGCCAUUCCUGGUGAGAUUCCUCUUGAUUCGGCACUUAUGGUCAACAAAGGUCUUUCCGUUCAUGGAUGGCCCAGUGGACAUGCAGUUGAUUCAGAGGAAACUCUUCGUUUCACUGAAUUAGAGAACAUCAAGUGCAUGGUCCAGACCUUCCCUCUCGAUCGUGCCAAUGAAGCGUUCGAUGCAAUGAUUUCCGGGUCCGUGCGAUUCCGUGCUGUGAUCACCAUGCAGUAA
Penicillium daleae is the source of this 1059-nucleotide messenger RNA. RefSeq names its product alcohol dehydrogenase. NCBI's taxonomy places the organism in Eukaryota, Fungi, Ascomycota, Eurotiomycetes, Eurotiales, Aspergillaceae. The record is from RefSeq and is a predicted model, not a curated record. The transcript has 7 exons. Gene Ontology annotation, molecular function: zinc ion binding; oxidoreductase activity. Bases 1 to 1059 code for a protein of 352 amino acids.